AUGGCUAAAACCAUCGCAGUCAUUGGUGCCACGGGCGCUCAAGGAGGCGGAGUGGUGAAUGUGAUGAAGAACACACCAGGCUGGAAAGUUCGUGCCAUCACAAGAAACCCGCAAAGCGAAGCGGCACAGAAAUUGGCUGGUGACGGAAUCGAAGUCGUCCAGGCUAAUCUGGACGAUGAUAGCUCUUUGAAGAAAGCCUUUGAGGGCGUUAAUGCCGUGUUCGCCGUGACGAAUUGGUGGGAGCACCUCUUCAGUGGCAAAUCCCCGGAUGAGGCGGGUGCUCUCGAGGAGGAACAAGGUAUGAAGCUUGCACGUGCCGCUGCGUCUCAACUCUCCACGGUUGAGCACUACAUCUGGUCGACGACGCCCAGUGCUAAACGUAAAUUCAACGGAGAGUAUGUUACGCCCCAUAUGGACUACAAAGCCAAUAUAGACGCCAGGAUCAAGUCCGAGUUGCCUGAGCUGGCGGCAAGGACAACAUACCUCUACUUCGGUUACUACCCGCAGAAUAUGGCCUACUUACCUCUUCUCCGGCCCUUCCAAGUCCCGGAUUCGGGGGCAUUUGCUCAAGUCACGCCAUCGAACCCGGACGCCAAGAUUCUUCUUUCCGGGGACAUGACAGUCAACCCAGGUAUCUGGGUCCGUCAAGCCAUCGCUACCGCGCCCAAGAGCUAUGGUAAAUAUGCCAACGUCGCGUUGGAGAAGUUGACUUUCCGCCAGAUGAUGGAAGCUUGGUCCGACAUCACGGGCAAAAAGGGUGUAUACCUCCAGUGUACUCCUGAACAAUGGACCGAGCUUUGGGGUCCAGCGGGUACUGAGUUGGCUUUACAAUUCAAAUUCGGAGAGUUGUGUGAUCCGUGGGCCGAGGAUGAUGAGUUCUUGAGCCCCGAGGAGCUUGCUAUUGACCCUAGUGAGGUGGUGGGUUUCAGAGGGGCGAUCGAGAAACUGAAGCAUUUAUUCUGA
Scedosporium apiospermum is the source of this 963-nucleotide messenger RNA. RefSeq lists its product as uncharacterized. The coding region runs from base 1 to 963 and encodes 320 amino acids. The record is from RefSeq and is a predicted model, not a curated record. The transcript has 4 exons. NCBI's taxonomy places the organism in Eukaryota, Fungi, Ascomycota, Sordariomycetes, Microascales, Microascaceae.